Messenger RNA from Parnassius mnemosyne (clouded apollo), 327 nucleotides. Lineage: Eukaryota; Metazoa; Arthropoda; Insecta; Lepidoptera; Papilionidae. The record is from the annotation of a GenBank genome assembly.
UUGUCAAAGAUUACAGACCUUCGCAUUGACAUACUGGGUUAUGCUGAUGAUCUUGUGAUUAUUGCGAGGGGUUUUUGUCAAAGUACUUUAUCAUUAAUCAUAGAAAACACCAUAAACAACUGGUGCAGGGAUAACAGAUUAUCAGUUACUCGUAAUGCUGAUAAAACUGUUAUAAUGCCCUUUACCAAAAAGAGACGGUUGGACAAAUUAGUCAAAACAAAACUUAGUGAUAAAGAAUUUCAAGUACGUAAGAAUUUUUUGUUAUAUAUAUUAAAUUGUAUUUAUUUGUAUCGUAUUAAUAGAUAUGGGUCAAAGCGUUCGCUGUAA